AUGCUGCACGCGUUUCUUAAGGAACAUAAGGUUGACUGGUCGAAAGUGAUUUUCAACAACCUUGUACAUGUCAUCACUUUCAACAGAGCGUGUCCUGGUGAUAUUGCGAAGAAGAUGGGCUAUGGAUUUCUGAAGAAAGGGAAAAGCUCGUCUCGGGCUAAGACGAAAAAGGACGUUGGCAAGACACCCAUUCCCACAUCUCCAAGGACUCCAGCAGAAAAGACAACUCCACCUAUUCCCACUCCAGAACCCGUUGUUGUGGAAGAUUCAUCGGAUGAAGAUAAUUUGGUGCUGUCCACUCUCGGGAAGACAGGACGAUUUCGUUCUCCUGUCAAGACGAAAACUGGCCAAACUCUCUCCCCGAAGGCAGAUGAUAACCCGAGAGAAGCAAUCUCUCAGGGGGAAGAAAACACGAAAGAAAUAUCUUCUCAGGGGGAAGAUCAGCCGAAAGAAUCCUCCCAAGAAAAAUUUUCUGAACGACAAAUGGUCGAUUUUGACCAAAGUUCUCCUCAAGACCUCCAACCACAAGAACCCAUUUCAGCAGAGCGAAAUCUUCCAUGUUCGACACAAGAACCUGCUGCUAUGGAUAUGGAGGCCGGUCACUUAAGUCUUCCACAAAAACCUGGCUCGCCAGCAAAGACGAAAGAAGUGACUGCUGAAUUGAAUGAAGUUCCAUCUUUCCCACAAAAACCUACCCCUGCAGAGCAGGUAACGAAUGCUCUGACACAAGAACCUGCAUUGGUAGAAGAGAAUGCAAAUGUGAUAGUUGAGACUCCUGUUGUCCCGAAAGCACCAGCACCUGUCCCCGAAGCUACACCAAGACCUCCAACGAGAGAUCAAGUGCUUCGUGAAUCAAUUGAGAAUGACUACAAGAGGGUGCUGCAAUGGCAAAAAUGGCGCACAGCCCCUUUGGAAACUUUCAUCGAGACCUUUGAAGCUAUGAAGGAUGAGGUGAAGUUCGCAUUAGAGUGGAUUGGCACAAAGGAUGUCUAUGAAGCACUAUGUCUUAAAACAAUAAGACGAGUAUACUCGUAUAAAGUGACCAAUCACACCCUUGGGAAAGAUAAGGCCCCAGUCUGUAUUGAGCUGAACAAACCACCCUUGGAUCCACCAUUUGUUGAGGAAAUGAAGGAUGAGUACGGUCGAGAAAUUGACACGGCCAUUGAGGACGAAAAGACUGAUAGCGACAAAAGUGAAAACGAUGACGAAGAUGAAGAUGAAGAAGACAAUGUUGAGGAUGCAGAUGAUGAAAAUGAUGAUGAUGACGACGAUGAUGAUUCGGGAAAUGAUAACAAUAACAGGGCUGACCCGGACUAUGACAGUUUAUCCCCUCUCUUGGUAGGUCCGGACUGCAAUGAAGUGAUCCCCGAAAGAUCUCCAUCUCACGCAUCAUCCUCCAAAAGUGAUGACAAAAGGGAAGCAUCACUCCAACCUGAAGACGUUUCAAAUGAUCAUCUUGAGGAUCUGUCUCGUGCUAUCGUCCCACAUCUUCAACCUAUGGACGAAACUCCUAUCAAACGAGAAGAAGCAACUGUUCGUGAGGGCAAACUGGAUGCAUCACCAAUCUUCAUUAGCUCAGCUAGUGGUGGCAAAAUGGAUGCACCACCUCAAGGAGAACAGAUGGAUACCUCACCAACGAAUAUUGAAGACGAAUCUCCACCGUUGUCCCCACGAAACAUCAUGAACCUCAUGAGAGACACGGUUCAUGCUGCUGAAGUCACUCAUCAACAAUAUUUAAACCUUCGGUAA
This is a messenger RNA of Ipomoea nil (Japanese morning glory), 1749 nucleotides long. RefSeq lists its product as uncharacterized. The transcript has 3 exons. The coding region runs from base 1 to 1749 and encodes 582 amino acids. The record is from RefSeq and is a predicted model, not a curated record. NCBI's taxonomy places the organism in Eukaryota, Viridiplantae, Streptophyta, Magnoliopsida, Solanales, Convolvulaceae.